AGAGCGGGUACAGAGUUGAACAACAAGGGAAACUCGUCAUCGAAGAAAAGUUGCAUCACCAGUCACCAUCUCCCAGUUUUUUUUUUUUUUUUUUUUUAUUAUUUAUUUCUAUUGAUAUGCAGUAUUUUGUUACACUGUUAAAUAACACAAUCCACUCCAGCACGAGAUCCAACUUGAUCCGAGAUCGCGCAAUGGUGAAGCAACCAGACCGAGCUCCACUGCUGGAAUGGGAGGAAAUCCCUGCCGACACACCGGCAUCAGCACCGCCACCGGAGAGGGGAUCCGAAUCGAGCCCUGCAAACUGCAGAGCACUGGGGAGUACUGCGCCGGGGACUGGCUGGAGCACGAGCCCCGGAGGUCCAGCUGUAUUUUCAUCAGCAGCUGUCAGUGGGGAGGCAGAUUCUGCUGCUGCGGCCAGCACAGAGACGGUGAGAGUGGGGCCGUGCUGGGAUGCACACAGUCCCGUGAAUGGGGAGUACAGACUCUCAGGCUGGGAGACGGGAAUCCCAGAAAAGUCGCUUGCGACAAGUGUACGAGAGUGGGAGGAAAAGGACCAAAUCGUGGCUGUUUUUAUUGUAACAUUUGAUACCAGAUCUGGUAACAUAGUGGAAUGGUGUUUGCCUCAGGAAGUUGACUUGGACGGAGUAGAGUUUAAGUCUAUGGCCAGUGGAUCCCAUAGAAUCUCUUCAGACUUUGUCUAUUUCCGCAAAGGCAGUUACUUUGGGCUUGCGUGCUUCGCGAACAUGCCGGUGGAGAGUGCGCUGGAAAGAGGAGCUCGGAUGAAGUCUGUGGGGAUUCUGUCUCCUUCCUACACCCUGCUGUACAGAUACAUGCACUUCCUUGAGAACCAAGUCAGGCAUCAGCUGGAGUCUCCGGGGCACUACACUCAGUUAGAGGCUUUUUAUGAAGACAAGAAGGGUGUUCUGCCCAUUGGGAAUGGAGCAGCUACCUCCCUCCAGCCAGUCCACUGGCUGCCUUCCAUCAACAAAUGCAUGCAUCCUGAAAUGAAGAUCACACACCCGGCCGGCUGCAUGUCCCAGUUCAUUAAGUUCUUCGGGGAGCAGAUCAUCGUCCUGUGGAAAUUUGCCCUGCUCCGGAAACGCAUCCUCAUCUUCUCUCCUCCUCCUGUGGGGGUCGUCUGUUACAGGGUGUACUGCUGCUGCUGUCUGGCGAAUGUGUCCCUUCCUGGAAUCGGGGUCUCUGUGCCAGAGUUUCGGCCGUUCUUCUACAUCAAUGUGGCUGACAUCGAAGUGCUGGAGACUGAGGUCUCGUAUGUAGCCUGUACAACAGAGAAGAUUUUUGAGGAGAAAAAGAGUCUGUAUGAUGUCUAUGUGGACAAUCAGAAUGUAAGAACGCGUCAUGAGAACCUGCAGCCGCUGCUGAGGAUAAAUGGUGCCGACCGAGACAAGUAUCGCAAACUCAGCGAACAAAGGCAGAUGCUGCUCUACUCCCAGGAAGCAGACCGGGACUGUAGCUCCAAUGAAGAGGACCUCUUCAUUCUGUUUUUCAUGGAGCAGAACAACCGGAUAUUCCAGAUGCUGUCGGAGGUAUCGGCCAGCCAGGACAAGACACUGACGGAGGAGCAUGUGCGGGGGAUGGGGCUGGACCCCCAGGGAGACCGCAGCUUCCUCAUCGACCUGCUGGAGGUGUACGGCAUAGACGUCAUGCUUGUCAUAGACAACCCCUGCUGCUCCUGAGCUGAGGGUCUGUCCACCUGUGUGCCUCUGUGUGACUGCGGCUGAGUGUCUGGGACCUGUAUCCACAACUACUGGAUAUACAGUAGUGUUCACAUGUAUUAGAACACCCCAUUGCUUGUGUUUUUUUUAUUUGUUGUGCAUAUGAAAUCAAACCACUGUAACUGAACAGCUUGAAAAUUGUCAAAAUAGACAAAUUAGUGAUUGUAUAAUUUAAUCGAUGACUGUAAUAGGACACACAUGCAAUUAAUUUAUAAUAGUAAGAACACAUAGCCACAAAUGGUAAAAUGCAUGAGACUUUUUAGAAGUUGUUUAAUAUGUCUAAUUAAAGCACAAAGCGGUCGAACAUUUUCACACGCAUGCCUGUUGUUCUAUAUCACUAACAGAAAAGUGAAAUGCUCACAUCCGGAGGUUUUCUUGCAGGUACAUAUAUAAAAGGAUAUAAAUGACAAACCGUGAGGUGUUCUAAUACAUUUGCACACAAAAAAAAACAAAGGUCUAGAAGAUGGUACAUUUGCCUACAAGUGACGACCAAAAAUAAAAUAUUUGCUAUGAAAGUUGUUUCAACUCUAAUGGAGUAACUAGGCUUACAUUUGUAGAAAUGAUCUAUUACAACGUUCUUAUUUCUUUCAUGUGUAUCGAAUCCUAUGCAGGCACUUUUUUGGGGUAAUUUGUGUAAUGCGAACGUCAUCGUUAAACAACUCCAUUGCUAGAUGCGAUACAUCUCUAAAUAUGAUAUUGUUUAAAAAAUGGUGCAAAGCAGGAAAAGUUAGCAAAAUUCCACAGAAAAAACAGACUAUUCCAUUACUUAAAGUAAACCCUAUCGUUCCAUCAGAGGUUAAAAUAAAUUCCACAAUAAAUAUUUCAUUUAUGGAUGUCACCUGUAGGAAAGAUUCCUAUCUUCCACAAUUUUCCUUUCUGGGAAAGUCAGGACCAUAUAGUCACUUCUGGGGUUUCUUCAAAACAAUCUUGAAAAAGUAAAUAAAUAAAUUGACCAUGAAAACCCUGAACCCGUGAUCUGGGUUGUCUGCAGUAAUGCUGCAUGGAGGUCAUUCUGACUGCCAGCACUGUACUAUUCAACCCCCUUUGACUCCGUCACAAAAUGUGAUGUGUACCGACUUUGUAAAAUACCUUGUACAAGCAGCACGCAAAAGCUGUAAAGUAGCUUGGGGAGACGUUUGUUGGAACAGGCUUUUGUGAAUAUGUGUAAGGGGAAAACAUUUAUUUAAUGUUAUAAAAAAAAAAAAAUCUAUAUAUUUAUUUAUUGAUGUUCUCACUGUGGGGAAGUGGUGUUGUCAGCUGAUCUGGCCACUGAAGUGAAAAUCAUUGCUGCUGUGUGAUUGUUAUCUUUAUGUAUUUUUAAUUUUAGCCAGCUGGAGGGUGUGUGUGGAGUGAUGUUGUUCUUUUAUACACGUUCAUUGGGUUUUACUAGCUGGCUGAUUUAAGGUUCAUUGUUUUUGCUGUUUAUUUUGGAGGAGUGCACAAAAUACCGUGAUAAAUCACUCAACUCUUGGACAGAUUUUUUUUUAAACUCUUGGACUGUUUUGCAUAGAUUAGGGUCUUUCCGCUGAACUUGGUUGACACCCAGCUUGUCUGCUUAGUGCGAGAUGUCUCCAUUCCUGCUACAUUCAAAUCAGGCUGUGUUUCAGGUGGUCAGAAACAAAUAAAUGAAAUAUAAUCAUGUGAAGCAGCAAAGCCUCUGCCAUUAGCACCAACGUGUUACACAAUGAGCGGUCUUAAUGAUGGUUCAUAAACAUGUUACUCUAAGAGGAGCUGCCUGUAUGAAGGUAUUCUGUGUGAAAGUAAAUAACAAAAACAAGAACCCUGUGACUGACCACUUACUGCAGUGAAUUUGCAACCUUUAUUGACUG
Molecule: messenger RNA, 3565 nt
Organism: Polyodon spathula (Mississippi paddlefish)
Lineage: Eukaryota; Metazoa; Chordata; Actinopteri; Acipenseriformes; Polyodontidae
Product: DENN domain-containing protein 11-like
Exons: 9
Coding region: 117-1697 (526 amino acids)
Cellular component (GO): cytoplasm
Source: RefSeq, a predicted model, not a curated record